Messenger RNA from Felis catus (domestic cat), 2125 nucleotides. RefSeq names its product heterogeneous nuclear ribonucleoprotein K (gene HNRNPK). The record is from RefSeq and is a predicted model, not a curated record. NCBI's taxonomy places the organism in Eukaryota, Metazoa, Chordata, Mammalia, Carnivora, Felidae. Gene Ontology annotation, biological process: regulation of transcription by RNA polymerase II; regulation of mRNA splicing, via spliceosome. Gene Ontology annotation, molecular function: mRNA binding. The coding region runs from base 223 to 1617 and encodes 464 amino acids. Gene Ontology annotation, cellular component: nucleus; cytoplasm. The transcript has 17 exons.
GCGGCGGGGUAGGAGAGCGCGGGGAGGCGGGGGAAGGCGGCGGGGGCCUGCGCUCGUUCUCUGUCUAGCUGUGACCGGCUGAGGCGGCGCGGCGGCACAGGGACGGCGGCCUCGCGCGGCUACUGCAGCACUAGGGUGUCAGUUGGUCCCGCCCAGAACACUUCAGUUCUGCUCUGCAAGGAUAUAUAAUACCUGAUUGGUGUGUCCAUUUAAUUCAAGAAAAUGGAAACUGAACAGCCAGAGGAAACCUUCCCCAACACUGAAACCAAUGGUGAAUUUGGUAAACGCCCUGCAGAAGAUAUGGAAGAGGAGCAAGCUUUUAAAAGAUCUAGAAACACUGAUGAGAUGGUUGAACUACGCAUUCUGCUUCAGAGCAAGAAUGCUGGGGCAGUGAUUGGAAAAGGAGGCAAGAAUAUUAAGGCUCUCCGUACAGACUACAAUGCCAGUGUUUCAGUCCCAGACAGCAGUGGCCCCGAGCGCAUAUUGAGUAUCAGUGCUGAUAUUGAAACAAUUGGAGAAAUUCUGAAGAAAAUCAUCCCUACCUUGGAAGAGGGCCUGCAGUUGCCAUCACCCACUGCAACCAGCCAGCUCCCGCUCGAAUCUGAUGCUGUGGAAUGCUUAAAUUACCAACACUAUAAAGGAAGCGACUUUGACUGCGAGUUGAGACUGUUGAUUCAUCAGAGUCUGGCAGGAGGCAUUAUUGGGGUCAAAGGUGCUAAAAUCAAAGAACUUCGAGAGAACACACAGACAACAAUCAAGCUUUUCCAGGAAUGCUGUCCUCAUUCCACUGACAGAGUCGUUCUUAUUGGAGGAAAACCUGAUAGGGUUGUAGAGUGCAUCAAGAUCAUCCUUGAUCUUAUUUCGGAGUCUCCCAUCAAAGGACGUGCACAGCCUUACGAUCCCAAUUUUUACGAUGAAACCUACGAUUAUGGUGGUUUUACAAUGAUGUUUGAUGACCGCCGUGGACGUCCUGUGGGAUUUCCCAUGCGGGGGAGAGGCGGUUUUGAUAGAAUGCCUCCUGGUCGGGGUGGGCGUCCUAUGCCUCCAUCUAGAAGAGAUUAUGACGACAUGAGCCCUCGUCGAGGACCUCCUCCACCGCCUCCUGGACGAGGUGGCCGGGGUGGUAGCAGAGCUCGGAAUCUUCCUCUUCCUCCUCCACCACCACCUAGAGGAGGAGAUCUAAUGGCCUAUGACAGAAGAGGAAGACCUGGAGACCGCUAUGACGGCAUGGUUGGUUUCAGUGCUGAUGAAACUUGGGACUCUGCGAUAGAUACAUGGAGCCCAUCAGAAUGGCAAAUGGCAUAUGAACCACAGGGUGGCUCCGGAUAUGAUUAUUCCUAUGCAGGGGGUCGUGGCUCAUAUGGUGAUCUUGGUGGACCUAUUAUUACUACACAAGUAACUAUUCCCAAAGAUUUGGCUGGAUCUAUUAUUGGCAAAGGUGGUCAGCGGAUUAAACAAAUCCGUCAUGAGUCAGGAGCUUCGAUCAAAAUUGAUGAACCUUUAGAAGGGUCCGAAGAUCGGAUCAUUACCAUUACAGGAACACAGGACCAGAUACAGAAUGCACAGUAUUUGCUGCAGAACAGUGUGAAGCAGUAUGCAGAUGUUGAAGGAUUCUAAUGCAAGAUAUUUUUUCUUUUUUAUAGUGUGAAGCAGUAUUCUGGAAAGUUUUUCUAAGACUAGUGAAGAACUGAAGGAGUCCUGCAUCUUUUUUUUUUUAUCUGCUUCUGUUUAAAAAGCCAACAUUCCUCUGCUUCAUAGGUGUUCUGCAUUUGAGGUGUAGUGAAAUCUUUGCUGUUCACCAGAUGUAAUGUUUUAGUUCCUUACAAACAGGGUGGGGGGGGGAAGGGCGUGCAAAAACUAACAUUGAAAUUUUGAAACAGCAGCAGAGUGAGUGAAUUUUAAUUUUUGUUCAUUGUUGGUGGUUUAAAGGAAAAAUAUUCCCCCCAUGUAAUUAUUGUGAACACUUUGCUUUGUGGUCACUGUAACAUUUUGGGGGGUGGGACAGGGAGGAAAAGUAACAAUAAUAGUCCAUAUGUCCCUGGCAUCUAUUCAGAGCAGUGUGCAGAAUGUAAUGCUCUUUUGUAAGAAACGUUUUAUGAUUUUUAAAAUAAAUUUAGUGAACCUA